Molecule: messenger RNA, 1032 nt
Organism: Linderina pennispora
Lineage: Eukaryota; Fungi; Kickxellomycota; Kickxellomycetes; Kickxellales; Kickxellaceae
Exons: 1
Coding region: 1-1032 (343 amino acids)
Cellular component (GO): protein phosphatase type 1 complex
Molecular function (GO): protein phosphatase 1 binding
Source: RefSeq, a predicted model, not a curated record
AUGCCAGCCACAUCGCCGCGUCGCUUGACGCUUAUCCUGCGGCCGCAAAACAAGCCCACGCCUCACCUGCCGUCGGUAGCAUGCACAGCAUCUGGCAAGCGAAUCAAGUCGUGCAUGAAGAAGAGCAGCUCUGUAUGUGGGCAAUCCGGCAAGGUGCCGCGGUUUGUGCAUUUCGGGGCUACGCUUGAGCACACACGGUGGUUCUACAAGAGCGAAACGCCCAAACAUGCAUCGGCCGACCCCCGCUUCGAAUCACAGGAUCACGAGACGUGCGGGGACGAGCUCCGGCUGGUGCCUUUGCGCAAGCCCUCGCCCUCGUUUUCACCCUUUGAGCCGUCGCCUGUGGUGCUCGAGUCGGUCGAGUAUGCCAGGGGCACGCUGACCGGCACAAUCAAGGUACACAACUUGGCGUUUGAGAAGCAGGUGUCGGUGCGUCUGACCACCGACGAGUGGAAGACGGUCGUGGACGUCACUGCCGAGUUCCUGCGCUCGGUCGCGCCGGUUGACGGCGUGCGUCCAGGCGUCGACCGCUUCCGCUUCAAGCACCCGCUGAAGGCGGAGCCCACGCAGGUUUCCAUCUGCGUGCGCUACGGGGUCAACGACCAGGAGUUCUGGGACAACAACCAGGGCGCCAACUACUGCUUCAAGCUGGCGGCUGCUGCGCCCAAGCGUGCGGUGAGCGAGCCGCUGGUGCGCAAGCCCCAGAACAACUUUGCGUUUGCUGCGCCUGCGCGUCGCUCACCGUCGCCCUCGUAUGGCGUGUCGGCGGCCGAUGCGUCGCGGUACAUGCGCUACUCGGAGGCUGCCUUUAAUGAGCCGCCAGCCCAGCCGGCAGGAUACCCGCUGUUUGCCGCCACGUCCGUGGUCGCCCAAUGUUGCCUAUGCCAUGGGCAGCCAUUAUUGCGGCGAUCUGCGGGCGUCCUCGCCCAGGUCUGUCAGUCCAGUGAUGCGCACCGGCUCGCCCUUGGCUGCUCCCCACGUCUGGUCACCGCAGCCGACCACCUUGCUCCACUGCUGAACACUCUGGCCUAG